Molecule: messenger RNA, 5962 nt
Organism: Ipomoea triloba (trilobed morning glory)
Lineage: Eukaryota; Viridiplantae; Streptophyta; Magnoliopsida; Solanales; Convolvulaceae
Product: putative late blight resistance protein homolog R1B-8
Exons: 10
Coding region: 46-4227 (1393 amino acids)
Biological process (GO): defense response to other organism
Molecular function (GO): ADP binding
Source: RefSeq, a predicted model, not a curated record
CAAGCUAAGAGUGAGGUAGUUUGCAAGAGAGAGAGAUCAGAUUAGAUGGCUUGUGUUGCUUUAACUUCUCUCAUUUCCACCAUUGAGCUUGAAUUUCUGGAACCCACCUCCAGGGUGAGGGAGUCUCUCCGUGAUCGAGCACCAAUCAAGCCUUUGGUUGCAACCCUUUCUUCUUGGAAAUUCAUUUUCCAGUUGGAAUCCAGUGAUGCAUUGAGAGAUUUGGAAUUCCAAAUCAGAGAGUUUGCCCUCAAAGCUGAAGAUGACAUCGAAAUACAUCUCAGCAACUUUGUUCUAGCCAAAGACACGGAGCACGAGGAAGAAGCUUCCCAGGAACUCUAUCAAACCUUGCAAGAAGCGGCCGAAAUUGCAGCACAGAUUUCCGACAAAGAGGAAGUGCGUGAGAGAGGGAGGGAGGUGGCUUGUAAUGCUUUAACUUCUCUCAUCUCAACCAUCCAGCAUCUGUUUCUACAACGCACCCAUUUUUUGAGAGUUUCUCGCUAUGAUCAACCACGACUCGUAUCUUUCCUUGGGAACCUUUCUUCUUUCCAAGCCUUUCUCCAGAAGAAGAAGAAACCCAGUGGUGAUGAUGGUGGUGCACUCAGACUCAGAGAUUUGGAAAUCCAAAUCAGAGACUUUGCACUCGAAACACAAGAUGCCAUCGUGUAUAGAGAAGUUGCUCCCCAUCAACUCCGUCAAACUUGGCUUGAAGCUGCAAAAAAUGUAACAGAUCUGUUGAAGAUUCUAACCGGGGAAAAUGAGUCGCAUUUAAGUGAUGGAGAGAUGGCUAGUGCUGCUUUAACUAUUCUCAUUGCAAAAUUUAAGUAUUACUUUUUGCAAAUCUUCCCAAGUGUUUAUGAUCGUGAUAAAGCAACAAUGAUAUAUUUCUUAGCAAACCUUUAUUCUCUGCAAGUCUGCGUAAUGCAGAUGAAAUCCAAUGGUGCUGCUGCUGCAAUCAAAAUCAGAGACUUCGCACUCAAAGCUGUAGAUGACAUCGAAAUACAGCUAAAAACAUUUCCUCGAGCGAAAUACGCUGAGCGUGAAAGAAAAGCUUUCCAGAGACUCUGUCAAACCUUGCUAGAAGCAGCUGAAAUUGCAGCAAAGUUAUUGAAAAUUAUCCACAAAGAAGAACAGUAUGAGAGAAAGAGGGUGAUGACUUGUGGAAUCAAAUCCACUUUAUUGGAACAUUCUUCUCUGCAAGUCUUUCUGAGAUUAAAUACUUUCAUGACAAAAUUUUAUUAUGACUUUUUGCAUUCCACCCCUAUAGUGCCUCUUGAUGAUGAAGCAGCAAUGAUAUCUUUCUUCCAAAACCUUUCUUCUUUGCAAGACUACUUACUACAGAAGGAGUCUAGUGGUGGUGGUGGUGGUGGUGCUACAAUCGAUGAUUUGGAAACCGAAAUCAGAUACUUUGUAAUCGAGGUAGGAGAUGACGUUGAAACACAAGUAAAAAAUUUAGUUCAGGCCAAACACGAAGCUGAAUAUCAAGAACAAGCUUCCCAGCUAAAUCAAACCUUGCAAGAAGCAGCUGAAACUGUAGAAGAGUUGUUAAUGAGUAUCAACAGUGAAAAAGAGUGUAAAACUGAUUUAGAGAUAGCUUGUGAUGCUUUAAGUAGUCUCAUGGGAACAAUUGAAGAGUUUCUAUAUGCUGAAGUAGCAACGAAAUCUUUCCUGAAGUCUCCUCAUGAUAAAGCAGGAAUCAAAUCUAAUUUAUUGGGAAAGCUCUUUUCUUUGCAAGUCUUUCUGCAGAAGGAAUCAAAUGGUGGAGCUGCUACAAUGAAAUAUUUGGAAACUAAAAUCAAAGACUUUACACUCAAAGCUAAAGAUGACAUCAAAAUACAACUAUACAAUUUUCUACAGGCCAAAGACACAGAGUAUGAAGAAAAAGUUUCCCAUGAACUUUAUCACACCAUGCAAGAAGCAGCAGAAAGCGCAGCAGAGUUGUUGAAGAUAAUCAACAGUAGAAGCAAUGAAGUUGAUGACGCAAAUGAAACUCAACCUUCAAAUACUUGGUUAAAACAUGCCUCCAGGUCUGCGAAUGUUGAGUCUGAUGGAUCCUCGCAUGGCCUUCUAAUGCCUGGGGGCAGAAUGGUUGGUCGUCACCAUGAUUGUAGAGUGAUAAAGGACCAACUAUUUAGUGCUGAAGAACUAAAGGUAAUCUCAAUUGUUGGAAUGGUGGGUAUUGGAAAGACUACUGUAGCAAAAAAUGUCUAUGAAGAUCCAUCAGUUGCAUCGCGUUUUGAUGUAAGAGGUUGGGUUACUAUACCUCAAGACUACGAUAAGAGUCGAAUGCUAAGCGACCUUCUUCAGUCAAUUAUGCCAGCAGAGCGAAAUGUAAUUAAAAAGAGAGGCACUCCAGAUGAACUAGAAAUGCAGGUACGUGAAUGCUUACGUCGUUGGAGGUAUUUAAUUGUUUUGGACAACCUUUUGAGCAAUCAAGCUUGGAUUGACAUCAUACAGUGCCUUCCUGAUUACUGCCGUGGAAGUUGCAUAUUACUAACCACUAGUCACUUAAACCGAUAUGACUACCAAAACAAGUAUAUCCAUAACCUGACUUUGCUAGAUCCAAAAGGAAGCUGGGAACUAUUUGGUAAUAUCCUUUCUAUUGAAGAGCACUUGGCCCCUAAGUUUGAAAAAAUUAGGAACCAUGUUGUGGAGAAAUGUGAUGGAUUACCACAAUUAAUUGUUGAAGUUGCAAAGCGUUUAUCUAAAUGCAACAACAUACAACAAGGGUGGAAGAAGAUUGAAAAGCAAUUAGAGUCAUUGGGACUUCUAGAUCGCAAUGCACUCAGUUUUAGUUACAACAUGUUACCACAUCAUUUGAAAGUUUGCUUUCUAUACUUUGGAGUCUUCCCAAAACGUAAAAAAAUUCUUGUUAAAAUGCUUAUAAGGUUGUGGAUUGCCGAGGGAUUUUUGAAGCCAUUGAAACAUAAUGAGUUAGAAGAUCAAGCGUAUGAGUACUUACAAGAGCUUAUUGAUAGAAGUCUUCUCUUAAUUGAAGAUCGAAGUUGUAAUGGCAAAAUAAAGACUUGUAGAAUGCACAGUGCCUUACAUUGCUUCUGUGUAGGAGAAGCUCAAAAAGGAGGUAUUUUAUGUGCAGUAAAUACUCAGCAACAUUCAGGAUUAUCAUUAAAAUCAUUUACAAAUUCCUGUCGUUGGCUAAGUUCUUACUCACACAGUUUUGACUAUUAUGUGCUCUUUGGUACGAACAUCCCUCGCUCCAUUUUCUUAUUUCUUGAAAAUCCUGAAAUGUUUGUUCCUCCCAAACUGUUAAGAGUUUUGGCUUUUGAUACUUCUAUAUCACUUCAAAGAGUGCCAGUGCAAUUAGGAGGUUUAGUUUUUCUGAGAUACUUAUCCAUAACACAAUGGUUUGAGGAUCUGGAUGAUGUAGUGUCAAAUAAUCCAAAUUUAGAGACACUUGUUGUUUCCGGUAAUGGAGCACCAACUAUCCAUUUGCCAUCUAGUAUUUGGAAGCCACCACAGUUAAAGCAUCUCGCACUUGGCAAUUCAUAUACGGUAGAUCCUCCAAGUGCAGAUAAAAUGAAUUUACAAACAUUAUCUUGGGUGGUGAGACCACUUCAUUGCAGAAAACAGGUGUACAGCAAGUUCCCUAACAUAAAAAAUCUGAAAAUUUUGCUGAAGGAUGACAUAGAACCCAGUUACAUUGGAGGAAGUUGCAGCAAUCCUAUUAUUUCGGACCAUUUUGACUAUUUGAAAGCGGUUGAGAAGCUUAGCAUUUCGGUUUCUAUUGGUUGCAAUGCAGCCCUUCCAGAACAGUGUAUGUAUCCCUCAAGACUGGAGAAGUUGAAGUUGAGUGGGACCAAUAUUUCAGAGAGGGAUUUAAAUGUAAUUGCCAUGUUACCCGGGCUUAAGGUGCUCAAGUUGGAAAAUGCAUUCCGUGGAACAGUAUGGGAAGUAGCUGAAGGAGGAUUUUGUAAAUUAAUAUUCUUGCUCCUUGAAGCUAAAGAACUCAAGCAGUGGGUAGCUAACUUACGUGAACACUUUAAGGAGCUCCGACACUUAGUCUUAAGAUCUUGUAAUUGUUUGGAACAGAUGCCAAUGGAUUUUGCUGGUUACAAGUUGGAGUCAAUUGAGUUGGUGGGGUGUCACAAUUCCCUUGUUGCUUCUGCCAUGCAGUUACAACAGAAGAGAAGAUCCAAGGAUCUUGAGAUCAAAAUUUUGGACCCUAAAUCUGAUGAAUCACAGAAUACACAUACAGAGGUGUCUAUGUAAGACGAAUUGGGCAGCCUCAUAGGAUAUAACUGUUAGAAAAUGAGUAUCCAGAAGUUGGUAAUAGAUGGUACUAAAACAUGAGCUCAGGAGCUUUCUGUCAAAAACACAGAGAUUGACUUUUUAUCACCAAACAUUGUGAAACAGAUUUAAUGUUGAUGUUUCGUCCUUUUGAAGAAAUUAUGUUGGUGACUGGGGCAAGUUGCCUGCCAAGCAGGUUGGUAUAUGCUAAUUGAAUACCAUUUUGAAAAAUUGUCAAGCUAGGAAGCUGCUAGUCUCAAGUAUUGAAGAUCUAGAGAUAAGGCCCUUACCCCAAAAAAAGCCCGCUCCUUGGCGGGUUGCUAUUUUCAAAACCCACCCCCUACCUAAAUAGGGGUUGGGGCGGGGCGGGCUGGCGGGCAAAGCCCGUUUCUACCGCUCUAGUGUAAUUGUGUAAACAGGGUUGUGAGGAGAGUUUGAAAAGGUUUACCAGUGACUUGGAGAAUGGCUUCUAUUGGAAAAGUAUGGAAGAGUUGCUUUGGUGUUUUACAGAAAUUUUGAGCCUGCGGUCAAUUAAGUUGGAUCAGUGUGGUCCUUCUGCUGUUGCUUUUGCUAAGCAGAUUUGAGACUGGCAAGUUGAAAUGGGAAACUGCAUUUUUGAGGUCAAAAUCCGGGGCACUGUAUAUGAUGAAUCACAGAGUACAGAUACACAAGUGUCUGCAGAAGAAGACAUAGGCUCCGGCUUUCAACAUGCUCUCGGAGUGAAUUACUGUUAACGUACUGUUGUUACAAAUGAUACAUGGGCUCCGGCUUUCAAAUCCUGUAGUCUGUUUUCAGAUACAUUUCUGCCAAUUAUUGUUGUACUUGGUUUUGUCACUAUAGUAUUGUCGAGGAAAUGGGGAGCUGCUAGUGCUCAAGUAUUGAAGAUCUACGGGCACUUCGUAAGGCAUCAAAUCAAAUAUUUCACAGUGAUCCUGGUUUCAAAAACGAGGCUUUUAAAUGUUGUAAUCAGUCUUCAUGUAAUUUUUUUUAGCAUUUUAUUUUAAGCAACUGAUUCUCUAGACUACAGACGUAUUGUAUUCUUGAAAUGGCUUGCAGAAAAAUUGUAUUCUUCAAAGAAGUUGCAGAGCCUGUGGAAUAAGCAUGCCGUUCUCCAAUUAAGAAAUUAUUAGUAGACUGAUGUUGCUUUGUAUCUUAUCUUUUUGACAGACAAAUAGUUUCUCAUUUGCAGGCGAUUAAAGAUGAUUUAGAGCCCUAUGUCACUUGUUGAUCGGGAAGGGCUGCAUCCAUUACGAUGAAGAAUGUUUGAGAUUAAAAUCAUCAGGCUUGAAUAUGAGGAAUCACCGUAUCCACAUGUAGAAGACGACUUGACCAAGCUCACAGUGAAUUUACUGCUUUUUGAAAAAUGGGCAUUAAGGAUAAACUUUCUCAAUCCCAGAUAAUAGAAAGAUGGAGUAUGAUCAGACCCGAUUUUGUGAAUAUGUUGCAUAGUACUCCCAAGAAAUGGAUAGCUGAAUUGUUACCAUGUUUGGUCAAGAUGCUAUUGCAAGUAUCCAACAUAUGCUAAUAGAUGGUGUUGAAACACAAGCUAAUAUGCUUCCUGUCAUUUGUGAAACCCCCUCUUGCCAGUAUGCUUGAGUUAAACUAAUUUUGAUGGUUUUCAAAGGAUUCAUGUUGGUAGUUGUAACAAGCAAGUUUAUCUUCCAUCUGGUGCCUUUUAUGAGAUGAUGAUAUGAGUAUAUGACUUUACAUCUAGCUU